Messenger RNA from Sphaeramia orbicularis (orbiculate cardinalfish), 963 nucleotides. RefSeq names its product sterile alpha motif domain containing 12 (gene samd12). Gene Ontology annotation, cellular component: cytoplasmic side of plasma membrane. The coding region runs from base 216 to 785 and encodes 189 amino acids. Gene Ontology annotation, molecular function: protein binding. The transcript has 6 exons. Gene Ontology annotation, biological process: cell surface receptor protein tyrosine kinase signaling pathway. NCBI's taxonomy places the organism in Eukaryota, Metazoa, Chordata, Actinopteri, Kurtiformes, Apogonidae. The record is from RefSeq and is a predicted model, not a curated record.
CGGCUUGCCCGCAGCAAAGUGAUGAGAACACGCCAAACAAGGUACAAUGAGAGAACGUUGAGUUUACAUUUCGCCUGCACCCCCUUUGAACCGAGUGAUGCCCAAAUCUGGGAAGUAGCGCAAUGGCUGUCGAAGUUGAGGUUUUGCACGUCCCCGGACAUUAGAGGUGAGGUGAGGGGGACAGUGCGCGUCAGUGUGGGCAGCAGCAGACACUCAUGAUGCUCGGCCAGUCUCCUCAUCUUAUCGGAGGCAUCCUGUGGAUCCAGAAUCCAAUGAGAGCUGUUCACUGUAACCUGAGCCAAAAUGGCAUUGACCACCAGAUGUGCCCGGAGGACGUGACGUCACAGCUGGAUGAGGAGGAGGUGGAUGCAGGGGCUGUGCUGCUGGACGAUAGCAGCCCCACCUACCAGGACAUCAGCCCCCCCAUGUACCAGCGCCGCUCCCCGCCACACCGCUCUGUGUCCGAGUCGGAACUAACCCGGCCUGGAUAUGUGAAGCUGUCCAAACCCGUAGCCCUGUGGACUCAACAGGAUGUCUGCAAAUGGCUGAAGAAACACUGUCCUAAUCAACACCAGAUCUACAGCGACUCCUUCAAACAACAUGACAUCACAGGGCGGGCUCUGAUGAGACUGACAGACAGAAAGCUGGAAAGAAUGGGCAUCAUACAAGAAGCUCAGAGGCAGCACAUUCUGCAGCAAGUAUUGCAGCUUCGUGUCCGGGAGGAGGUCAGGACCCUUCAGCUUCUUACACAAGCUUCUCUGGAGUGCACACCGUCUUCACCGUAGCCUGAGUCGUCACAAAUGGACGUAGAUGUCGACCUGCCUUGUCACUCUCCAUCAAGACCCGCCCUCCUUUGUAUGUGAUCUCCAGACUUCUUCCUGAUCCGAUCGAAGCUCUCGGCGUCACACUUUCAGUGUCUGGUCUUGAUUUCUCCAAAAAGACACAAUCUGGGAAAAAAAAAAA